UGACGCAAGGAGUUUUGACAAUGCCGUCAAUAUUCAUGUCAAUGGAGCAUCAAAAGAUACUGCCAUGCCAGAAGCCUGGUUGGGUGAUGAGGGUGUGGAGAUUAAGAGACAGAUCACAGGCAUGAUGCGUUUGCUGAGUGACAAGGCCGGCCGGAUGUACCAGCGUGUGGGAGCAGAGGGAAACAGCCUCAAACAGGAGCCCCAGGAGGAGCACCUGAGCUGGGCGCAGCCGGCUGCUUUGCCACCAGACCUGGAAGACCCCCAGAUCAGUGUCUGGAGCUCAGCAGGGGAAACAGAGCCCAGUCCCAUGUCUAUACCCAAUCUAGUCCCCAACGGCCAGGGGUCUGGCCAAUACGGCACACGCUCCAAGACCCAGAGGAUGCUCAACACAACCACCAAAGGCACAGUCAAAACUAAUGAUGUGGCUCCUGCAGUGGUAGAGGCUCCCUGCUGUAUGUGUAACUGUAAGAGCACCUUACAGGCUAUUCUACAGGAGCUACGCACCAUGAGGAGGCUAAUGCAGACACAGAAAGGUUCCCAGGAGAAGCAGGAGCACAGGGCCCCUCCCUGCCCCCCUUGCCCUGUCCCUACAGCUCCGCGUCGCAGACCCCGCAAGAGACGUCCUGUCCACAAGGUUGCUCCACUGAGCGCACCCAGCAAGAGGGCAUCUGUUCCCCCUCUCCCCCCCUCAUCCCCCGCCUGUGUACCCCUGGAGUCCGGGGGAAGGAGGGAGAGGGGGAGCAGAGAGCUGGAGAGACCUGUGCACACCCCUGCCUCACCCUCCACCUCACCCGAGCUCUCAGUACAAACCCUGUCCAUGCAGAACAAGCCCAUCCCUGGUGACGAUACACACAAUCCUAACUAUAGACAACCCAAAGGUCUUCAAUCCUCAGAGAGUGAGGUGCGUCUAGCGGAGGACUAUGAGGUGUUUAUUCCCAAGGCGCAGCUGGACUCAAUCCUGGUCAACUACACACGCUCUGGAAGCCUGCUCUUCAGGAAGUUGGUGUGCGCCUUCUUUGACGACACCACGCUAGCUAACUCACUGCCCAACGGCAAGAGGAAGAGAGGUCUGAACGACCAGAGGAAAGGACUGGACCAGAACAUUGUGGGAGCCAUUAAAGUGUUUACAGAGAAGUACUGCACAGCUCACAGAAUAGAGAAGCUGCCAGGCCCUCGAGAUUGGGUCCAGAUACUACAGGACCAAAUCAAACUUGCCCGCAGACGACUAAAGAGAGCAGAGGCUACAGACCCUCAGGACAUCUUCAACAGACCUUGCACAGUCCAGAAGUUCUGUAACAUUAGGGUGGGGGAUGUGGACACUGUCCAGAGGAUGUACUGA
Messenger RNA from Salvelinus namaycush (lake trout), 1339 nucleotides. It is a transcript of the gene bend7, whose product is annotated as BEN domain containing 7. The transcript has 8 exons. The record is from RefSeq and is a predicted model, not a curated record. NCBI's taxonomy places the organism in Eukaryota, Metazoa, Chordata, Actinopteri, Salmoniformes, Salmonidae. Bases 65 to 1339 code for a protein of 424 amino acids. Gene Ontology annotation, molecular function: DNA binding.